Molecule: messenger RNA, 1872 nt
Organism: Alternaria arbusti
Lineage: Eukaryota; Fungi; Ascomycota; Dothideomycetes; Pleosporales; Pleosporaceae
Exons: 2
Coding region: 1-1872 (623 amino acids)
Biological process (GO): transmembrane transport
Cellular component (GO): fungal-type vacuole membrane
Molecular function (GO): transmembrane transporter activity
Source: RefSeq, a predicted model, not a curated record
AUGUCGCACGAAGACCGUUGGAGAUUCCGCGGUAGUUGGCUAGUGCUCCACAGAGCUAUCCAAGAAUGUCGUUCGGACAAGAGCGACGAUGCCUCCAGCGUCAGCACGGAUAAAGCUAGCGAGAAUACAAUGCUUCUGAAUAUGCUGAACCAAAGCACUCGAUCACCUACACCCAAGGUCAGCAAGAUGCCAGCUGCACCAUAUAGCCGACACGGCAGCGACAAUGACCGCUAUGACUCCAUGUUCAGCGAUUGUCCUGCACCCACAGUCACACCGUCUCCCACGCAGCUAUGGCUAUCCAUUCUUGAAGCCACCAACGACACCCAGAAGAUCGCACCAAUGGCUGAACAGCUUCUAGGGUACAUACCGCAAGAGAAGAAAGCUUUCGACAUCAUCGAGCAGGUCGGAAACCCCCACAAGAAGUUUUCCGAUGCCGAUGACGCUCAACUCCGACUUCAAUUCCGAGCAUUACUAUGUCCGGAGACAAUUGCCCAAACUCACAACGCCGAUGCCCCGGCAUCGGCCAACUCCAAGGAGAAUCGCCCAAGCAACACUGCAACUGGAGAUGAAAAAGCCCACCGACCUCUUGAUGAGGAAUCUCGAUCAACAUCCAUCGCUAAUGACGAAGUAACCUAUCCAGAAGGUGGCCUGGGUGCCUGGUCGGUUGUCCUAGGGUCGUUCCUUGGACUCAUCGCAUCCUUGGGUAUGAUGAACACAGUCGGUAUCUACCAUGCCUACAUUGCCGAGCACUAUCUUGCAGACUACACCGAGUCGACCAUCUCAUGGAUCUUCAGCAUGUACGUCUUCCUGUCGUUCUUCUGCGGACUUCAGAUUGGACCCAUAUUCGAUGCGCACGGCCCGAAGCUAUUGGUGCUGGCAGGUAGCAUCCUGCUUUGCUUGUCAAACUUCCUGCUCGGGAUUUGCACACUAUACUGGCACUUUUUCCUCGUCUUCGGCGUGCUCGGAGGUCUCGGUACGUCGUUGAUCUUCACGCCUGCGUUCGCCGCAGUCAGCCACUUCUUCCUGCAAAAGCGAGGCAACGCAACGGGUAUCGCAGCAGCUGGAGGAUCGCUGGGUGGCGUCAUAUUCCCGCUGGCGCUGGAGAAGCUGCUACCCAGGGUUGGCUUCCCAUGGGCGACCCGCAUUAUCGGCUUCAUCACGCUCUUCUGCUGCAUUGGCGCCUGCUUCCUCAUCCGCUCCCGCCUACCACCCAAAGCUGGACAAUCAGUAUGGCCUGAUUUCCGAAUCUUCCGGCAUAAGAGCUACUUCCUGCUCACGGUCGGCAUCUUCAUGAUGGAGUGGGCACUCUUCAUCCCGAUCACUUACCUUACCACCUUUGCGGUCAGUACUGGCGCAUUCAGCCCGUCAUUCUCGUACCAACUCAUCGCCAUCUUCAACGCGGGAAGCUGUCUUGGUCGAUGGGUUCCAGGCUUCCUAGCCGAUAAGCUCGGGCGCUUCAACAGCAUGAUUGCUGCACUCGCCAUUUGCUCAGCUACAUCGCUAGUCUUCUGGCUGCCCGCAUCGCUACUCACCCCCACCUCCGCGGCCGAAGCUACGGCUAUCAAAGCACUCUCCAUUGUCUACGCGGUCUUGUUUGGUUUCGCAUCUGGCUCCAAUAUCUCAUUGACACCAGUCUGCGUCGGCCAGCUUUGCGAUACGAAUGUCUACGGCAGGUACUACGCUACCUGUUACACCGUGGUCAGCUUCAGCACGCUUACGGGUAUUCCUAUUGCGGGUGCUAUCAUCCAGGCCACUGGUGGACACUACUGGGGAGUGGUCAUCUGGACCGCAGCUUGCUACAUCGUGGCGUCACUUUGCUUUGUGUGGAGUCGCGCACUCCAAGUUGGCUGGAAGUUGGGUGUGAAGUUCUGA